This is a messenger RNA of Punica granatum (pomegranate), 1346 nucleotides long. Lineage: Eukaryota; Viridiplantae; Streptophyta; Magnoliopsida; Myrtales; Lythraceae. The record is from RefSeq and is a predicted model, not a curated record.
UCAUCCCAUACCAAAAAACUAAAUUCAGUUGACGAAAAAAGAACUGAGUUGAGUUUCUUAGAGGAGGAGAUAUCAUAAGUUUGGGAAGCACCAUGACUUCUCUCGCAUUUGUAGCUUUCAUCAGUCUUUUCUCAAUAGCAACAACCAUUGGAGAAGCUGCAAGGAAAGACCCGGGAGAGUACUGGGUGUCAGUGAUGGAGGAGGAGCCGAUGCCUGAAGUCAUCAAAGGACUCAUCGGUGCUCUUGACUCGCGAGUCGAAGAAGAUCUUCCUCAUGAUCAUUCCCAUACGCGUCAUAGCCACAAGAUGACCAAAAACUGUGAGACUGAAACCUCUGGUGAUCGCAAGGAGAAGAAGCCCUAUGCCAAGGAAAUCGAGCCCAGGCCCAACCUAUCAGCUUAUGGGGACGACAAAGUUAAACUAGCUGGACACGAUGAGGAGGAGAAAAAGAAGUUCACUGAUGAGUUUGAGCCAAGGCCCAACCUAUCAGCAUAUGGCGACGAUAGCACCGAGGCCGAAGAGAAGGAGAAGAAGAAGUUCACCGAUGACUUUGAGCCUAGGCCCAACUUAUCAGCAUAUGGGGACGAUAGCACCAAGGUUGAAGAGAAGGAGAAGAAGAGGUUCACAGAUGACUUUGAGCCUAGGCCCAACUUAUCAGCAUACGGGGACGAUAGCACCAAGGCUGAGCUGAAGAAGAAGAAGAAGAAGUUCACAGAUGACUUCGAGCCUAGGCCUAACCUAUCGGCAUAUGGUGACGAUAGCACCAAGGGUGAAGAGAAGCAAAAGAAGAAGUUCACAGAUGACUUUGAGCCUAGGCGCAACAUAUCGGCACACAACGACAAUAGCAAUAAGACUGAAGAGAAGGAGAAGAAGAAGCUAACCAAUGACUUCGAGGCCAGGGCAACUGUUUCGGCUUAUGGUGACGACCACGUCAAGCUGAGCAAAGAGGCAAAGAAGAAGCUAACUGAUGACUUCAAGCCGAGGCCCAGCACCACUGAUUAUAGAGGUAAAGAAAAAGAGGAGAAACCAUUCGCAGGAGAUUUCGAGCUGAGGCCUAAUGUGUCGGUCUACCAAAGCUAAAUUAAUCAGCGACUAGACUACAGAUGUACGCAAGUCUAGAAUGAUCGAGUCCGAUAAUAUAGUAUUGUACGAGAAGCAAGAAUAAGCGUUGAGAGUGUGCUCUCUUGUGAAUAGCAGUGUUAUCAUCUCAUGUGUAUGUCUACUUGCGAACGUACCCAUCUCAACGUCAUAGUAAUGGUAUGUGUUUUACCUGGUAUUUUGAAUUUAGCUUUUUCUCUUUUUUACUUAAGAGUAUUUUGGUCGUCAGUCGUCUGUCUUAUUAGAAAA